AUGGGCCGACAUGGUAUCUUCAAUUGCCCGCGUCAUCUGCAAGGCUCCAUAAAUGGCUGCCAUGGGGACCGCUCCUCCACGCUCUGGCAGGCAUCCCUGCCCUUGUGGCCGAUGCAACCUGACAUUGCUUCUGUGUCGACGGAUCGUCCUGAUCAGCAAAAGGAGAUUACUGACAUGCAUAAUGAGAUCCGGAGUACCGUGGAACCAAGCGCCAGCAACAUGCUGAAGAUGAAAUGGGAUCCGAUUGCUGCCGACAAUGCUAAACUCUGGGCACAGGAGUGCACUUUCGGUCAUAGCCCACCAGAAAAAAAACACGCCAAUGGAAUAUUAUGCGGGGAAAAUAUCUUCAUGUCAGCUGCGCUGUCCUCAUGGCCUAAAGCGAUUGAGGCUUGGCACAGUGAGGAGAAAGAUUUCAAGUACGGUACUGGAAGUGCAACGGGUGCUGAAACUGGCCAUUACACACAGGUGGUCUGGUACAAAUCCUACAUGGUUGCCUGUGCCAUGGCCAAGUGUUCUCAUCACUUAUACGAAUAUUUCUACGUUUGCCAUUACUGCCCUGCGGGAAACGUGAUGGGAGAAAAUUUGUAUAAACCUUACAAAGAAGGGGAUCCAUGUGGAGAUUGCCCCAAUGCUUGUGAUGAUGGACUUUGCACCAAUCCUUGCAGACGGGAGGACCAGUACUCCAAUUGUGCCAAAUUAAAGAACAAAUUUACCUGCGGGCACCCGAUCGUUGAGAGCUACUGUCCUGGAAGUUGUCAGUGUACUACAGAAAUACAAUGAUUCCCUUUUUUUUUUAAGAAAAAGAUCUUUGAACUCUGAAGAGCUCAGCUUAAAAAAAAUAAGGCAAAUGAAUACAAAUGGCAUAUUUAUCAAAUAAAUGUAGUGCUUGCUGCAAAUUAAGCAUAAAGAUUAUGCAUUGUAA
Molecule: messenger RNA, 922 nt
Organism: Sphaerodactylus townsendi
Lineage: Eukaryota; Metazoa; Chordata; Lepidosauria; Squamata; Sphaerodactylidae
Product: serotriflin-like
Exons: 7
Coding region: 1-780 (259 amino acids)
Cellular component (GO): extracellular region
Source: RefSeq, a predicted model, not a curated record